Molecule: messenger RNA, 291 nt
Organism: Stylonychia lemnae
Lineage: Eukaryota; Ciliophora; Spirotrichea; Sporadotrichida; Oxytrichidae
Source: the annotation of a GenBank genome assembly
AUGUACCAGCUGAACGGCCUGGAUGAGUUCCUGAAACAGGAAUACAAAGCGGGCUUUAUGUAUUCGCCGGCCAUGCUUUCCAAAACCAUUUACAAAGCGCUGAACGACCUGCCGCCAAAUACCACGGCUUUCCCCAACCGGGAAGAUUACGAGGCGGUGAAGAAGCAGCUGAUGAGCAACAAAAAGAACAAGGACAUCAAGCGCAUCAUCACGCCCGACGGGAAAUACGCCCGCAUCAACGGGAAGAUCACCGACAUCGGGAGCAUCACCGCAACAACGAGUACAUGGUGA